UCAGGACCAAGUAUGUACAAUCUUAUCGCAAGAAGAAUAAUGGCACAACGGCUCUGUGCAUACCAGUUUGCCAGAAUGCUUUCUGCUUCAGACAACAUACCUCAGCUGAUGGAGAAGUUUAAGCCUCUGAUAACAGACAGAUUGGUGCAUGAGACAGGGGUAUCUGCUGUCCUGAAACUCACCGACUCUGCUUGGACCCUUGACCUUAGGGACGAAGGUACAAUUAAAGAGGGAGCUGACGAAAGUGCUGACAUAACCCUAGACAUGAAGAACGAAGUGUUCUUCAAACUGAUCGACGGCAGGACAUCUACCGCUGCAGCCUACAUGUCAGGGCAGUUAAAACUGGAAGGUAACAUCAUGCAAGCAAUGAAGCUCAGCUCGAUGUUCAAGAACAUGCAGAGCGCUAUCUCCGAGGAAGCUAAGUGAUUAUCUUAGCUAUUAAGAUUAAAUCUGUUCGAUUUUACCAGUAUUCUUCUGUGAUUUUAUAAUCAUGAUUUAUAUGAUGAGGAUUGAGGACGCUAUAUUUUUUGUGUGUGAAGAUAAUUGUUUUAAUGUUUUGAAUUGUUUAAAACUUAAACUGCUGAUUUAAAUUAUUGCUGUGAUGUUUAAUUAGUUGCUAAAUUAAUGGAGAGAAAAUGUGCUCUUUUGUUCAGAAAAUAUGGGAUACGGUGCCUUAGUUUAGAAUUUGAAUUAUAUAAAACAGCUGCGCGGUUUUUCUAAUAAGUACGUUCUUUACUAGGAAACUUAAGAAAUCCCUUAAUUGGCAAGCACCCUGCUAAUAAAUAACAACGAAAAAUGCCAUUAACGAUUCUUAAAUUUGUACUCUUGAUGGAGUAUCUUGAUCAUGAA
Molecule: messenger RNA, 849 nt
Organism: Bolinopsis microptera
Lineage: Eukaryota; Metazoa; Ctenophora; Tentaculata; Lobata; Bolinopsidae
Exons: 4
Coding region: 13-426 (137 amino acids)
Cellular component (GO): cytosol
Source: RefSeq, a predicted model, not a curated record